This is a messenger RNA of Cladocopium goreaui, 408 nucleotides long. Lineage: Eukaryota; Dinophyceae; Suessiales; Symbiodiniaceae. The record is from the annotation of a GenBank genome assembly.
UUCCGUACCUCGCAGUGUUCAAGGGGGCGGGCAGCUAACUUGCAACGAUGGCGUUGCAGCUGCAGAUUUGCACCCUGAAGGGUCAAACCCUAACGUUGGCCGCAAGCUCCACAGAUACAGUGUCUGCUCUGGCGAUGCGACUGCGACGUGCCUGUGGGGAUGUCACCAAUACGGGUCCGGCCUUUUGCUUGUGCCACGCCAAAGGUGACAGCUUUAUGCCACUGGAUGAGAGCAUGUCCCUGGCGGCUUUAGGUGUCCGCGAUGGUGCCAGACUCUUUGCGCGAAGACCGCAGCAUGCGGCAGGGGCCACCUUCGAAGCCACAUACGAGACGACGGCGCCCGCGUUUCUGCAACAAGCGGUUCCAACCGCCUGAAGAGAGAAGGACGGCUGUUUUUCGUGCGGAAAAC